GGUGGGAAGCUAAGUUUUUAAACUACCCCAAUGGAUGCAGACAGUGAUGUUGCAUUGGACAUUCUAAUUACAAAUGUAGUCUGUGUUUUUAGAACAAGAUGUCAUUUGAACUUAAGGAAGAUUGCUUUGGAGGGAGCAAAUGUAAUUUAUAAGCGUGAUGUUGGAAAAGUAUUAAUGAAGCUGAGAAAGCCUAGAAUUACAGCUACAAUUUGGUCCUCAGGAAAAAUUAUUUGCACUGGAGCAACAAGUGAAGAAGAAGCUAAAUUUGGUGCCAGACGUUUAGCCCGCAGUCUUCAGAAACUAGGUUUUCAGAUAAUAUUUACAGAUUUUAAGGUUGUGAACGUUUUGGCGGUGUGUAACAUGCCAUUUGAAAUCCGUUUGCCGGAAUUAACGAAGAACAACAGACCUCAUGCCAGUUAUGAACCUAAACUUCAUCUUGCUGUGUGCUAUCGGAUAAAAUCUCUAAGAGCUGCAUUACAGAUUUUUUCAACAGGAAGUAUCACAGUAACAGGGCCCAAUGUAAAGGCUGUUGCGACUGCUGUGGAACAGAUUUACCCAUUUGUGUUUGAAAGCAGGAAAGAAAUUUUAUAAUUCAUCAUGUAAUUGGUUAGAAUUCCUAACUGAGCACCUUUUAAAACCUGCUGCACAUUGGACUCAAAACAAAAGGAAAACUGGACCAACAGUAAUUGAGGAGAUAGACUCUUUUAUUCAUUCACGGCUACAGUGUAA
Messenger RNA from Neogale vison (American mink), 729 nucleotides. Its product is annotated as TATA box-binding protein-like 1. The transcript has a single exon. The record is from RefSeq and is a predicted model, not a curated record. Gene Ontology annotation, biological process: DNA-templated transcription initiation. Gene Ontology annotation, molecular function: general transcription initiation factor activity; DNA binding. NCBI's taxonomy places the organism in Eukaryota, Metazoa, Chordata, Mammalia, Carnivora, Mustelidae. Bases 31 to 591 code for a protein of 186 amino acids.